AUGGCGAACGAACAAGCCAACGGUCACACUAUCAGCGCAGACGAGAUUGCUCUCUAUGACCGACAGAUCCGUCUCUGGGGCGUGAAAGCACAGGAGAAACUGAGAUCAGCGAAAAUCCUCCUGAUUACUUUCAAGGCAUUGGCCAACGAAAUUGCAAAGAAUCUUGUCCUUGCUGGCAUUGGCUCAUUGACAAUCCUUGACCAUGAAGCCGUCACUGAGAUGGAUCUGUGUGCUCAAUUUUUCGUCUCCCAGGAGCAUGUCGGGCAAAAUCGAGCGCAAGCUGCAGCUCCUCAGGUCAGAGCCAUGAAUCCGCGAGUGCAGUUGCACGUCGACACAGAUGAUGUCCGAAAUAAGCCUCCAGAAUACUUUGGAGGUUUCGAUGUGAUUAUAGCAACAGACCUGGAUUUCGACUCGUAUGCUACAAUCAAUGCAGCCUGUCGUAUCUCCAAUCGCCGGUUCUAUGCAGCAGGACUACACGGGUUUUAUGGGUAUGCAUUUGCAGAUCUGAUAUCGCACGAUUUUGUCAUUGAGCGUGAGAAAUCGAACAUGGCAUCCCAGCUGCAAGAGACGCCCACACGAUCAAUCGUCAAUAUCACGACCAAACGAGAAAACGAAAAGAUCAUUGAAAUGGUCACCAAACGCGAAAUCUACUCCCCUCUCCUGCUCGCCAACAGCUCCCCCCUCCCCGAAGAAUAUACCCGCAUCGCGCGCAGGAAGAAAAACGUAACACCGCUCCUGAGCUGCCUUCGCGCGCUCUGGGAGUUCCAGCGAGCAUCCAACGGCAAACUCCCAAGCUUCUCGCGCGCCGAACUCGAAGCGUUCACACUCCUUGUCAACGAGCGCCAUCGCGAACUCCAACUCGACAUCAGCACAAUCGACUCCUCAUUCCUCCGCAGCUUUCUUGAAAACCUAGGCUGCGAAUUAAGCCCCGUCGCUGCAUUCCUUGGCGGCAGUCUUGCACAGGACGUGAUCAAUGUGCUGGGUGCCCGUGAGCAGCCCCUGCAGAAUCUACUGUUGUUCGAUGGAGAGAAAAAUAUCGCCCCUAUAUAUCCUCUGCAUCCCAUUUUCCCGCCUCAGAUUGAGAAUAUGGCCGCAAAAGUGUCGCCGAGUGCUGCUACUACUACCGCUACCACCUUACCAGUUCUUCCCAAUCCGUCUGCAUCAGUCCCUGCUCCAUGA
Messenger RNA from Talaromyces atroroseus, 1179 nucleotides. RefSeq lists its product as hypothetical. Gene Ontology annotation, cellular component: SUMO activating enzyme complex; cytoplasm. The transcript has 4 exons. Gene Ontology annotation, molecular function: SUMO activating enzyme activity. The record is from RefSeq and is a predicted model, not a curated record. NCBI's taxonomy places the organism in Eukaryota, Fungi, Ascomycota, Eurotiomycetes, Eurotiales, Trichocomaceae. The coding region runs from base 1 to 1179 and encodes 392 amino acids. Gene Ontology annotation, biological process: protein sumoylation.